This is a messenger RNA of Xyrichtys novacula (pearly razorfish), 3151 nucleotides long. The record is from the annotation of a GenBank genome assembly. NCBI's taxonomy places the organism in Eukaryota, Metazoa, Chordata, Actinopteri, Labriformes, Labridae.
UGGUACUGUGUACUUCCGUCAAAGAAACAUGGCGCUGCCCGUGAUCAGGGGUUGCUGUAGGACCCCAUCAUCAUUCAGUUUUACUCGAUUAUUAUUAAACGAUGGACUCAUCCUGAACCGGUCUAAUAAGACCCGGAUACCUCCCUCAUCAUCUGCUGGGGUGAAAGCUGUGGUCCGCUCGUACAGCUCGGACCAGGGCGGACAGAAACCGGUCCAGAAGGUGAUGGUGGUCGGGGUUACGAACCCGUUUAUGUGGUUCCGGACACGGAUAUAUUACUUUCUGAUCCGGGCUUACUUUGAUAAAGAGUUCAGCAUCGAGGAGUUCACGGAGGGAGCGAAACAGGUCAGUGUGACCAGGAGAAAAAAAAAAACUCUUUAAUCUGCUGAAGUGGGGAAAGUGGGGUUAGUAGAGUCAAAGGGUAAGUUGAGCCAAAGGGUAAGUUCCUAUGUAGGGAUGCACCAAUCCGAUACUUGAUAUCGGCAUCUGUCCCGAUACUGGAGAUAAUUCGUGAUCAGUUAUCGUGACGAUAGGGGCCGAUCCAUUCAGUCUAACUCUAUGCUAUGCGCCGUGAGUGACAUCCACAAGUAAACAUGCUGACCGUACAUUCCAAAAUGGAGUGUUUAAAGGGGUCUGCUAUCUUGAACUUUAUCACAAUACCUCAGCCUACCAGCUCAACGGCCACUUGCAAUGCCUGCGCAGUAAAUGUUUGAGGGGUAGUGGUAAAAGUUCAGGUUACAACAAAAGGUAAUUCAGCGCAACUUUUCUGUAAUGGAAGUGGAUUGGUAACGGCUGAUACUACACUGUAGAUAUCUGUAUCGUAUCGUAUCGAGGUGAAAAACGCGAAUCGGUGCAUCCCUAAUCCCAUUCACAGGGUAAAUUGACCAUAGCAGACCACUUUUUUUGGCAUGUUAUAUUAUCAAGACAGUUCUGUUUACACUCAUUCUGUUGGUUUGCACGGAUGAACAACAUCCUGAAAUAAAUGCAGAUACUCUAGUUAGAGACGAAACUAUGAUUGACUUGAUGUAGUGAUCCGAAUUAUGAAAAAUGGCUCAUCUUACCCCACUCUCCCCUACUGGGUCAUCCUGGUUCUGAUGGUCUUUGUUCUGAUCUGGGUUCUUGGUUCACUCCUCCAGGCUUUCUCCCACGUUUCCAGCCUGCUGUCAAAGUGUCAGUUUGAGGGUUUAGAGGGGCUGGUGGCCAAAGAUGUGAGUAUUUUAUAAACUUAUUUACCUUUGAACCUGUUGAACUGGUCUGAGUCUUGAUUUUCAUCCUCCUGAUAGGUUUCAGUAACAAUACAUUUAUCAGGUUUUUGUAACUGAUCAUCCCUGAUCAUUGUCUAUUAUGUUCCCCUUGUAGUUAAUCGAGAAGCUGGAGGACAAGUGUAAAGUUCUGCCACUGAGCCACCAGAGAGCUCUGUCUGCAGAACCUGAGGAGAUCAUGUACACCACACCUGCAGACGUGGGAAUCUACUACGACGAUGACGGUGAGUGGGACAGAAAGUUCUUUGAUUUCCCUCCAACUCUAGCAGACCUUUAGUCAGUUAUUUCUGCAGUGUGACUCAUUAUCUACUUCGUUUCUCCAGGGCGAAAGUUUGUCAGUAUUCUGAUGCGUUUCUGGUAUCUGACGAAUGCACGCCUUCCUGACGAUACCGUGGAGGGAGCCCGCGUCUUCCAGGUGGCAUUUGGUGGAGAGGGGAAAGUUGAAACUAAAAGACUUCUGACUGCAAACUAUGAGUGAGUGUUCUCACUGAUCAGCACUGUUAUGGUUUAAGUCGAUUCUGUAAAUCAAAAUAAACUUCUCAAACUUUGAAUUUUGUCUUUCUGACAGAUUCCAAAGGGAGUUUACACAAGGAGUGACUCCAGACUGGACCAUCACGAGGAUAGAGCACUCCAAGCUCUUGGAUUAAACUGGUUUUCGUUUAAAGUGUCUUUUCCUUCAGAAACGAGUCAAAAAUCUGACGUCCCCCUCAGUGUUCGCUGUGAUUGAGCUCAUGAAAGCAAAAUCUGGAGGGAUACAUCAAAAUUUAAAGAAGCAGACAUAUUUUAAUUUAUAGCAAAGACAUGAACCAAUCACAGCUGCUGUUAGAGACUCUGGGUAGAGCUGUCUGCAGUGAGAGUAAACAUAUCAGCCAUAACAUUAUGACCACUGACAGGUGAAGAGAUAACACUGAUUAUCACAAUCAGCAAGUGAAUAUUUUGCACUUGGAGUUCAUGAGUUGGUCAAAGAUAAAACAGGUAAUUGUAAAGAUAUAAGCGACUUUGAUAACGGUAGUAUUUUAGUGGCUGGAUAACUGGGUGUUGAGGGUGUGCGCAGAAAAGAUCAGAUGAAGAGCUGCUAGAGAUUAAAUUGGUGGUAAACUUGUUUUCCAUGUGCCCACGCUGACACUUGCAUUGAAACUGGACCACAGAGCAAUAAAAGAAAGAAGUCUGGAGGAAAACAACAGUGAAUUCAAGGUGUUGAGUUGGCUUUUUCAGAUCUCAGUUCAUGUCAACAACCAAGUCUGAUCCACUGAAGAUCCAACAUGUUGAUACCAGACACCAGAGAGCACCUCCAGAUCCUUUUGAGUCCAGGUCUCCUUAGUUCAUGGCUGCAAGAAGGAUGAGGGGGGCUACAUAUUAUUAGGCAGGUGGUCAUAAUGUUAUGGUAAAUGUAUUUCUUAUGCUUUUUUUUUUUGCACUUUUCCAACAUCAUCCCCCCAAAAAGUAAUCAUCAUGACUUGGUUUCUCUAGCUCUUGCUUUUGAAGUCGAGAGGAACCAGAUUUUGUAUUGGAUUUGUAAUUUAUAGCCUUAUUAUAACUGUUAUGUGACAUCAUAUAAACUGUGGAAGUCGGUGUGAUUAUUAACACCCAUUCCUGGAAAGUCUUUUAUUGUGUUUGUGUUUUUAUAAAAGACUGAUCAGUGUCUGAUACUGUAAUGAAAGCUGAGGAUUAGUUUGUGUUUUGUGUUGGACUGUGUGGGAUGACGGUGCUGCAACUGGAUGUGCAAAUCUGUUCACCACCCAGAACCUUUGACCCGUUGCAAUCACUGUUUUCUGCCGUAUAUAAUAUACAGUAUAUGUGUACUGUAUGUGCAUACAUGUGUUUGCAAUGGUUAAGGCAGCUGCUGCAGAUUUUUGAUUCUUUUAUUAAAGCUCUGAACAUCAAAAUAUUA